This is a messenger RNA of Corticium candelabrum, 1191 nucleotides long. RefSeq names its product cytoplasmic tRNA 2-thiolation protein 1-like. Gene Ontology annotation, cellular component: cytosolic tRNA wobble base thiouridylase complex; mitochondrion. Bases 7 to 1086 code for a protein of 359 amino acids. The transcript is spliced from 14 exons. The record is from RefSeq and is a predicted model, not a curated record. Gene Ontology annotation, molecular function: tRNA binding. Gene Ontology annotation, biological process: tRNA wobble position uridine thiolation. NCBI's taxonomy places the organism in Eukaryota, Metazoa, Porifera, Homoscleromorpha, Homosclerophorida, Plakinidae.
GUUGUUAUGCCUGUUCGAUGCAGUUGUGGUGUGCGCAACGCAACUCUAAAAAGGCCAAAAACAGGACAUGCGUUGUGUAAGGAAUGUUUCUACAAGGUGUUUGAAGAGGAAGUGCAUCGGACGGUGACCGAUGGAAGGAUUUUCAAAAGAGGAGAAACAGUUGCCGUCGCUGCAUCGGGAGGAAAAGACUCUACUGUUCUCGCUCAUGUGAUGAAGUUACUUAACGAACGUUAUGAUUAUGGACUAAAUCUCAUCUUGUUAUCAGUCGAUGAAGGAAUUACUGGCUACAGAGACGAUUCAUUAGAAACAGUCAGGAGGAACCAACAGCAGUACGACUUACCACUAAAAAUCAUUUCAUACAAGGAGCUCUAUGGUUGGACUAUGGACGAGAUUGUUCAACAGAUUGGAUUGAAAAAUAAUUGCACUUUCUGUGGUGUAUUUCGAAGGCAGGCGCUUGACAGAGGAGCCAUGAUGUUGAGGGUUGACAGAAUAGUGACCGGUCACAAUGCCGACGACAUUGCAGAGACGGUCAUCAUGAACAUUCUACGAGGCGACAUCGCACGGUUGCAACGCUGCACAGCCAUCACAACAGGAACAGAAGGUGCCAUCCCACGUUCCAAACCAUUCAAAUAUACGUACGAGAAAGAGAUCGUAAUGUAUGCAUACUUCAAGAAACUUGAUUAUUUCUCAACUGAAUGUGUCUAUUCUCCGAAUGCCUACAGAGGUCAUGCCAGAACGUUUCUCAAAGAUCUCGAGUCUAUCAGACCAACUGCAAUUAUUGAUAUCUUACAUUCUGGAGAAAGCAUGGCAGUGAAGAGUGACGUGAAAAUGCCAACACAAGGUACUUGCACACGUUGCGGUUACAUUGCAAGCCAGGAAUUAUGCAAGGCGUGUCUAUUACUAGAAGGCCUCAAUCGAGGGUUACCAAAGUUGGGGAUAGGAAAAACCCAUAAAGCCAAGUUGGAUAAAGUGCUAAGGGAUACUAAACAAAUGGAAGAUAAUGUGGAAGGAGAGAGUUUAGAGUCUCUGAAACACAUAGAAACAAGUGGUGGAGAUAGUCUGAAAGCUGUUAGUCUUGAUUUUUAGUCGUCAGAGUGUUUGUUAUACGUGCUGAAAAAUCUAAUGUGAUUCAUUGCAACAGUAGUUAUCGCUGAGACAGACGGAUGGACGGACAGACAGAAGGACUGACAG